GUUUCAGUCAACAUCCCAUCACUUGAUGCAAUAAACCGAUGAAGAUCAAAGAAGUGAGAAUCACCGGCUUUCGAAGCUACAAAGACAACACCAAUGUGUCGGGCUUCAGUCCACGCUCGAACGUCGUCGUCGGACGAAAUGGAUCGGGAAAAUCCAAUUUUUUCCAUGCGAUUCAAUUCGUUCUUUCCGAUGAAUAUGCUCAUUUGAAAGAAGAACAACGUCUUGGUCUGCUUCACGAGAGUACCGGACCGAAAGUCGCCCACGCUCGUGUCGAAAUCACCUUUGACAACUCGGAAAAGCGUCUAAUGGCGUUUGAAAAUUCAGAAGUGAAGAUUGUUCGUCAAGUUGGAAAGAAAAAGGAUCAAUAUUACAUUGAUAAUAAAAUGGUGCCACGUGCCGAGGUGGUAAAUCUCAUGGAAUCCGCCGGAUUUUCUCGCUCAAACCCGUAUUACAUCGUUAAACAGGGAAAAAUCAACGAGUUGGCCACUUCGCCGGACGCUUAUAAGCUAAAGCUACUGAGAGAAGUCGCCGGAACACGAGUUUACGAUGAAAGAAAGGAAGAAAGUCUGAAAAUCCUGAAGGAAACCAAGAUGAAAACGGAAAAAAUCCAAGGCCUUCUGAAAUACAUUGACGAACGACUCCAAACUCUUGAAAACGAGAAAGAAGAUUUGAAAGAAUAUCAGAAAUUGGAUAAAACGAAGCGAAGUGUUGAAUAUACAAUGUAUGAUAAUACAAAUAAAGAAGCGAUAAAAGAGAAAACAAAGCUUGAUGAACAGAAAGUUGAACUGAAUCAAAAGGAUAAUAAUGUGAAAAGUCAGUUGAAUGAUGUUAUUGCUGAAAUGGCAAAGCUUAAAACUGAUAAGAAGAAGCUGGAAUCACUUGGAAGAGGACUUCGUGAGGAUAAAGAGACACUUCAGGCUGAGGAAACUAAAAUGGUUGAGGAGAAAAUGACGUUGAAGCUUGAAAUUGACUCGUUGAAUGAGGAGAAUACAAGAGAACGCCAGGGACGUCAAAACGCGGAACACUCGCUUCAAGGUGUCGGUGAUGAGAUUUUCAAGAACGAGGAGGAGCUCGAUACGAUUAAGCCUGAAUAUGCUAAGCUUCUGGAAGAGGAAUCCCGUCUGAAAACCGACAUCAGAAUUGACGAAUCCCGUGCAAAAGAGAUUCUCGCAAAACAGGGCCAACGCAGUCAAUUCUCGUCGGUCGAUGAUCGUGAUAAGUUCCUUCGUAACGAGAUUCGUCGUAUUUCUGGAUUAAUUGCUGAUAAUAAGGAAAGAGAAGAGACGAUUCAAAAAGAAUUGGCAGAUGUUGAACGAGAAGACGAGAAGCUGAAUAAUGAGAUACAGAGUAUCAGCCGUACAAUCGACGAAAAUCGCUACGAAAUGGACACUUUUGCCGCUAAAUCGACAUCUCUGAAACAGGAAUACGAUGCGGCUUAUGUGGCUCAACAAACGGCCGCCCGUGAAGAAAAGGCGAUUCGAGACAAAAUUGGCAAUACCGAACAGGAUAUUUCAGCGGCAAAUGAUCAAUUGAGACGUAUUGUCGCACGGCCAGUAUACAAUGGAAUCACAGGAGUCCGUAAAGUAAUUGAAGAGUUUAAACACGAUAAUCGUAAUGGACAACACGAUGACGUCAUCAAUGGAUAUUAUGGUACUGUCAUUGAGUUGGCAGAAGUUCCGGAUAUGUUUAGGACAGCUGUCGAGGUUAUUGCACAGAAUCGACUUUUCUAUCAUGUCGUCGAGACUGAUCGAAUCGCCACGAAAAUCCUCCGAAAAUUCAACGAAAUGCAACUGCCCGGCGAGAUUAAUUUCUUCCCGAUGAACCGUGUGUCGGCGCCAAGACAACGCGAUUUGUCCAAUAAUUCGAACGCUCGCCCAAUGUCUGAUGUGAUCGAUUACGAGGUUCAAUACGAUAAAGUGUUCAAAUCAAUCACAGCGAACGUGAUAAUCGUCCGAACUCUUGAUCAAGCUGCUCGUGAUCUUCGUAACGAGGGAUUCGACGUCGUAUCAGUUGACGGAGAUCAAAUGUCGAAGAAAGGAGUAAUGACGGGAGGAUUUAUCGACAAAAAGCGUAGUAAACUCGAGCUUCACACUCAGAAAGAUCGAUUCACGAAAGAGCUCGCCGAGCUGCAGAAAAGUUUGGCAGAAGCCGAGAAAAUGGUUCGAGAGAGGACACAGGAAGCGGAAAAGAUCCGAAAUCGUAUGCAACAGCACGAGAAUCAGAUUGGAGACUUUCACCGGAAGCACCGAGAGCUCACGGAGGCUAAAAAUGCGAUUAGUCAGCAAUUCUAUAUGGUUACGAGCACAAAAGAGCCGAAAAAGGAUCAACUGCUCGGGAUUAAGAAUCAUCUACGAGAGCUUUUGGCUCAAAAGGAGAACUUUGAGCAGGAGAUUGGAUCGAAUAUGAGCUCACAGUUGACUUCUGAUGAAGAGCAGACUGUUAAGAAGCUAAGGAAAAAAGUGGACGAAAUGACAAAGCAACUGGCAACGGUGUCGCGUCGACGAAUGGAUCUUAUGCAUCGAAAAAAUGCGAUUGAGAAUCUUUUGACAAAGAAAUUGUACAAAACGAAGGAGAGCCUCACUGCGCGAGUCGACGACAUUUCCGACAACGAACGCCGGCACAAACUUGAAAAUGCGAAUGCUCAACUGACAUCACUGCUCACGAGAAUGGAAUCCACCCGAAAACAACUGGCGACUGCAAUUUCAGAACUUCAAGAUUAUGAGACAAAAGAGAAGGCUCUUCAGAUUAAUAUUGAUAAUGUUUUGGAGCAACAACGAGAUUUGGAGAAGCAGCAAGCGGAUUUCCAGCUGCAAUAUGAUAAAAUUACAGCAAAAGAGGAUGAAGUUAAGCAGAAGAGAGAGGAUAGCUUGAAAAAGAUGCGCCUUCUCGGUGCCCUUCCAACGGAUACAUUCUCGAAAUGGCAAAACGUGAAGCCUCGUGAGCUGGAGAAGAAGCUGCUCGAGUGUGUAAAUGAGUUGAAAAAGUAUGAGAAUGUGAACAAAAAGGCGUUGGAUCAAUAUAUGACUGCAUCGUCACAAAAGGAAGAGCUCACGAAACGAAUGGCCGAACAGAAGAAGAGUGAAGAUUCAAUCGAGGAGCUUCUCAAAGUGCUCGAAAAUCGCAAGUACGAGGCGAUUGAUUUGACGUUUAAGCAGGUCAAGAAGAACUUUGAACAAGUUUUCAAGCAACUUGUGCCGCAUGGCCGCGGAAAAAUGCAAAUGAGAGCCCGUGAGCAACGUGACGAUGAGGAAGGUAUCAAUUCAGUAGAGCUGUACGAAGGAAUCUCUGUACUUGUCUCCUUUGUAUCAGAUGAUGGAGAUUCAGAAACACGUGAAAUGACACAAUUGUCUGGUGGACAAAAGUCUCUUGUUGCGUUGGCUAUCAUUUUCUCGAUUCAGAAAUGCGACCCCGCUCCAUUCUACUUGUUUGACGAAAUCGACGCGGCUCUCGAUGCUCAACACAGAAAAUCUGUGGCUGACAUGAUUCAAUCUCUAUCGGAUCAGGCACAAUUCGUCACUACCACCUUCCGACCGGAGUUGCUCGCCACCGCCGAAAAAUUCUACGGAGUUCGUUUCCGUAACAAGGUCUCUCACAUUGAUUCGGUCACUCGUGAACAGGCUUACGAUUUUGUUGAGGAUGACACCACACAUGGAUAAAUAUAUGCAUAUUUUGAAUAUUUUUUUGUCUCUGAAAAUGUUUCAAAUUCCCGCCACCACCCACACUAUCUACCUUAUCAAAAAAAAAAAUUCACUUUUUUUUUCUAUCCCAAUUGAACUCUUCCUUUUUUUCUAUUUAUAUUGUACAAUGAUCCCAUCCACCCAAAUUAUUCGAUUCGAUCUCCCUUUUUUUUUAAAUUUAAUCUCUUUUAACGUUUAAACCCACCAAAGUUUCCAAUUUUCUCUACUUUUUAGUUUUUUUCAAGAUUUUAAUUGAAAAUCCAUUCCUCUGGAUAAAUUUGUAAAAUGGGAAUUUUUCUAGAAAAUUUAGGCAAAGAAAUUGGAAA
Caenorhabditis elegans is the source of this 4003-nucleotide messenger RNA. RefSeq names its product Structural maintenance of chromosomes protein 3 (gene smc-3). The coding region runs from base 39 to 3656 and encodes 1205 amino acids. The transcript is spliced from 19 exons. Gene Ontology annotation, cellular component: nucleus; chromosome; protein-containing complex. The record is from RefSeq and is marked reviewed. NCBI's taxonomy places the organism in Eukaryota, Metazoa, Nematoda, Chromadorea, Rhabditida, Rhabditidae. Gene Ontology annotation, biological process: sister chromatid cohesion; chromosome organization. Gene Ontology annotation, molecular function: ATP binding; ATP hydrolysis activity.